This is a messenger RNA of Folsomia candida, 925 nucleotides long. RefSeq lists its product as uncharacterized. Bases 233 to 754 code for a protein of 173 amino acids. The transcript has 4 exons. The record is from RefSeq and is a predicted model, not a curated record. Lineage: Eukaryota; Metazoa; Arthropoda; Collembola; Entomobryomorpha; Isotomidae.
UUCUUGCAGAAUAGCAAGAUGCCAAGUAAACUUUUUUGCGCAAGUUUUUUUAUCCAUUUUUCUCAGAUGUAUGAAAAUAUGUCUGUCCAUCAAGAAAAUAUGUAUAUGUAUGCAGUGACACCAUAUGUAUCGUGCUAAACCUUCCCACAUUUCGCCAUCCUGGCAGUUUUUUUUUGUCAGAAAAAUUUAACAAAUAUAUGUAAAACCUAAAAUUUAAACAGACAACGUUAACAUGACUAUUUAUGUAUUUUGUUUUAUCCGUCCUCGCCUCCGCUGGAUGCCAGUAAUCAUUGGGGCCCUUGGAAUUAUGGCAUCUGCCGCCGAGAUCCUUUAUGCCGGAGCAUUACUCGACGUUGCUAAAAGAAUAAACGACAAUUCUGGGCCCAAGUCUAUAAUUAUUGCAUUGGGAACCACGAUCUUCUUAUCGGGCCUGAUUGGACUUGUAAUGCUGGUAUCGUCAUUUCUGCUGAUAAUUGCUGGAAUCCAAAGACACAUGGACAAAUGCAAGUUGUGGAUCCUUCUAACUUACGCAAGUUUCGGAUUAAGGGUUAUUUUCAUCAUCGCAAUUGUCAUCACGGAAUCUGCAUCUUCAGUCGGCACACUGGAGGAGGAGGGUAACGAUAUAACUGUGAGCUACCUCUUCAUAAUGGGGUUCCAGAUUUUGUUCGUGUUUAUAAUCAAAAGGUAUAUUGCCCUUAUUGAAGCGGAAGAUAAGACGCUGUUGGUGUCUAGUACGGUUGAAAAUCAAGUGUGAAUCUAUAAAAUAAAAAAUUACCGUGUUUUUCAUAACAAUUUUGAGUUACUUAUUGCUUUGUAUCAAGUGGAGGCAUACACAAAUGUAUACUCCUAUUUACCUACAUAAGUAUGUAUAAAUGUUGACAAAUAAAUAUUUUAUACCUAGGUAUUUUAUACCCAGGUAUUUGUA